AUGGAUUCUUUAACAAAAGAUAUAAAAGAAUCAAAUCAUAAAAGAAAUAUCUUUUUUAAUAAAAGUGGUGGUUGUAUAAAAGAAAAUGAUGUUUAUCAUAAAAGAGAUAUUUCUAUGAAAGUAAAACAACAAAAUGUAAAUUAUAAUAAUAUUUAUUAUAUACACAAUAACAUAGGAUUAGAAAAGAAAAAAAGCUAUCUCCAUAAUAGGGUAAAUUUAAAUUCAAAGAACUUUUUAAACCUUAAUAAAAACGUAAAUGUAUUGUAUAAAGCAAAUAUAAAGGAUCAAAGAAUAAAAAAUAAAGAAAAAUAUUCAUAUUAUGAGCCUCUUAGAUAUCCUGCAUUUAGAAUGUCCGAUAAAAUAAAAUCACAAAAAGUAGAAAAUGAAGAAACAAAAAACAAUUUUACGGAGAAUAACAGUCUUAUUGAAAAGAAUGAUAAAGGGGGAAGUAAUGAUAUGGUGAAUAAAGAAAAUAUAAAUUCUGAUAAAAAAAAAUUAGAUAUAGUAAAUAAUAGUAUAAGUUUAAAUGAAAUUAUAAAUGAAAAAAAAUAUAAUGUAAAUAAUAAUAAUAUGACAAAUACUUUAAGUGAUUUAACAGAAGAAGAAAAUAGUACAAAAAAAUUUAAUGAAAUAUUCUAUAUGGAAAGGGAUAAGAAAAAUUUGAAAAAUAACAAAAUAAUAAAUAGUAAAAAUAAUGAUUAUGUAUAUGUUCAUAGAGAAAGUGUAGUUAAUCAUAAAUCGGAAAUAGAAUAUAAAGAAAAUAAGAAAAAAGAAGAAGAAAUAAAUAAAGAAAAAAAGGUUAUAGAUAAUUACAAAGAACUUAAGGAAAGAGAAAAAAUAAAUAAAAGGAGAUAUAAUCAUAAUAAGUAUAAAAAAUAUUCAGAAAAAGAAAACAAUAGUGAUUCAUAUGUAGAAGGUAAAGAGCAAUUAACAGAUACUAUGGAAAUAACACAAAAAAGUGUAAUUUUUUCAAGCGAUGAAGAUAAUUUUUUUUAUGAUAAAGAAAAUCAGGAAAUAAGAAAAUUUCUUUCUAUUAAUCAAACAAAAUCUUUUAUAAACCCAAAAGAAAUUACUAAUGAAGUAAAGUUUAUAUUACAUAUGACUCUACUAACGUUAUAUAAAGAUCAAAUUAAACCAACUUAUAGAAAAAUUAAACAACGACUAAAAUGUUUUAACGAAAAUUAUGAAAUAAAAUACAAUUUCUUAAAUAUAUAUGCAUCCUUACAUAAUCAAUAUAUUGUUGUCAAAUCAAAAAAUAAUAAUAUUUUUGUUCUUUUACGAGAAACACCUAAAUGGUUUUCUGGAUGGGUGAAAACGAGGAGUUUUAGAAAUUCUUAUCCAAAAAAAAUGUGGAAAAAAUUGAUUACUUAUUUUUUAGACAUAUGUAAGUCAAAAAAAAAUGAUUCCCAUUUAUAUUUUUUAAUUGAUUUUGUUAAAUAUUUGAAUAAAAAGAAAUUUAUAUUUUCAAUAAACUCAAAAAGUGGAGAUCUUUGGAAUUCAUAUGAUUGUGCAAUUAACGCUGAUGUAGAACAAGAUAUUUCAAAUAAGUUUUAUUUAUUUAAUUUGGAGAAUAAUGAUUUUUCUUAUUUCUCUCAAUGUAAUAAUAGUUACAGAGAAAAUCUUCAGAAUGCAUUUUUAAAUUAUUAUAAUUUUUUUUUAGAAGAGAAGGAAAGCAGUAUAAGGUUAUCUCAAGCCAAUAUUUUAGAAAAUUACAAAAAUGAUAAUGAAGAUGCUUCUAUUGGUGAAGAGUUAAAUUAUGUAAAAAAAUGUACAACUGAUGAUAAUAAUAAUAAUAAUGAAAAAAAAACAGAAAAUGAUAAAAAUAAUUAUAAUUUAAGAAGUAAUUUACUAAAUGAAAAAAAAAAAGUGGAUACAGAAAUUCCAUGGGAAUUUGAUAAUGACAUAUAUGAAGUUGCAAAUUUUUUAAAAAAAAAAAAUUUCUAUUUUUUGAAAGAUUAUUCAUUAGGUAAGAUUGCUCAUAUAAUCCAGUUAAGUUUAUAUAGUGGUUUAAUGCAUGAAGAAGGCCAAUUAAUAAAGCCAUCAUGCUCUGCUAAAAAUAUUGUAUCAUCCAUUUUUUACUUUAAAAAUAAUGAAAACAACUUAGAUUUUAAUAGCACUCAUUUAUCCAAUUUUGAAUCAGAUAAAAAUACAAAUUACUUUUCAAAUGAUUUGUAUUCUGAAAAUAUCAAAAAUGAUAAUUUGAAAAAUUUCAGUUCUUUAAAUCACUUUAUAUUCGAUGUAAACAAUUAUGGAAUGAGAGAAUGGCUGAAAAAAAAAAACUAUCACAGUUGUUAUAGAGAAGAAAAAAAAUAUUUAAAAAAUGAUGAAGAUUUUUUAAAAAUUUAUGAAAGUUAUUUAAAAAAUGAUGAAUAUUUUUUCAGAAAUGAUGAAUUAUUUUUUGAAAAUAGCGAAGAUCCUUUUAAGAAUAAUGAAGAGAAAUAUUAUAUUCCAAUUAAAAAUAUUGAAGAUGCUAAAAUAAAAAUUGAACGUUUACUAAAAAAUAGUCAUAAAAAGCGAAUUUUUCUUUGUCUAUUUAGAGAAAAAUUCUUUAGAAAAUAUAAAGAGACUAUAAAUCCCCUAUAUUUUGGUUAUAAUAGCUUAAUUGAAUUUCUAUUUUUUAGUUGUAAGGAUGUGUGCAAAAUUUAUAUUUUAAAUAAUAACUUAAUGCUAUUUCAUCCUAGUUGUGAUUUAGAAUAUUUAAAAAAGAAGAGUGAUGAUGAAAAUAUUGUAGAAGAAUUUUCAUAUUCCGACUAUUACUAUAAUAAACCAGAAAAAGAAAAUAGUAAAUUUAAAGAUGUAUCACUAGAAAUAUGCUCUAUUAUGAAAGAUUUAGCAAAAAAAAAAAAUACAUUUUUUAUAACUUUUUGUUUUUGGAAAAAUAUGAAUAAAAAUAAUAAAAAUAUUUUAGAAAAUAUUACUUUUUUAAAUGAGGAGGAAUAUAUUCAAAAAAUAAAUAGAAAUAAGGAUGAAGAAAAUUAUUUUUUAAUUAAUAACCAAGAACCAAAAGAAAAUAUUCCUUAUUACACAUAUUUUAUAAAUAAUGAUAAUUUAUUUAAUAUAUCUAGCUUAUUUAAAUCAAAACAACACAAUUAUGAUUAUUUUAAUAAUUGCUUAUGA
Molecule: messenger RNA, 3117 nt
Organism: Plasmodium relictum
Lineage: Eukaryota; Apicomplexa; Aconoidasida; Haemosporida; Plasmodiidae
Product: conserved Plasmodium protein, unknown function
Exons: 1
Coding region: 1-3117 (1038 amino acids)
Source: RefSeq, a predicted model, not a curated record